Molecule: messenger RNA, 1155 nt
Organism: Peniophora sp. CBMAI 1063
Lineage: Eukaryota; Fungi; Basidiomycota; Agaricomycetes; Russulales; Peniophoraceae
Source: the annotation of a GenBank genome assembly
AUGAGGCUCGCAGACAGCCUUGCUCGACCCGACCAUCCUUUCACUGCCCUCAAUCGAACAGUCUUCGUCUGGCGACCACCUUCCUCGACGAAUUGUCGCCCCAGCGUUCAACCCUCGGUGAUCCUAUUCUUCGCUUCCAUGGACGCCGACGUUCGGCUUCUUCGGAGACAUGUUGACGGUCUACGGGCGGCAUUCGGCUCAUCUAUAUUUUAUUUUAUCAAGUCAUUUCGGACGUUCUACUUCACCCCGACAAAGCAGCUCGAACGAGCUUUGGAGCCGGUUGUUGAUGGGCUUCGAAACGCCAUGCGCACCGAUUUCAACGGUGUAUACGUCCAUGUCCAUUCAAAUGGCGCUGUCUUCCAACUGAUGAUUCUGAGGGACCUGCUUGCGAAGUCGGAUUUCUCUGGAAUACCGGCUUCCCCUGACGUCCCUUCUGUUCUCAUCCUUGAUUCAACUCCGGGAGACCACGGAUUACAUUCGAUCGUAUCGAGCACCGCUCUUCCACUCCCGAAUCCGGUGCAUCGCUACGCCUUCAUCCCAAUCGCAGCGGCCGGAUACGGCCUAUUCUACGUGCUCAAUGCGCUCAGCGGACAUCGCCCCAUCUUCACAGAGGCACGCGAAAGCCUCAACGAGCAGGAACUCCUACCACAUAUUACCCCUGCCAGGUCUUCAAUCCGGUUGUAUGUCUACUCGCCUCGAGAUCGCAUCUCUCUAGCUGAGGAUAUCGAGCGGCACGCGGAAGACGCUAGGGGCAAAGGACAUCCGGUCAAGUUGGAGAAAUUCCAGCGGAGUUGGCAUAUAACGCACGCCAGAGAGUUUCCAGAAAGAUACUGGGUCGAGUUCGUCAAGAUGAAACAAACACUCUUCGUCUUACCACAUCGCACUCCUCCAUGUCGGCCGCAUGACCACAAUUCUAGGUUUGCUAUCAGUAACCAGGACACUGCGCGAUUGCAAGGCAACGACACCGGUCAUAUGUUUGUUUCCCGGAGCUUCUGCAUCAUUUUCCAUCAUGUUUCGACGUUUCACGACGAUGACCGGAGUUCUCAGGCGUUACCGUACGGAAAAGUACCGUACCUGCAGAUAACACCAAGGGAGCUGUUGUUGGCAUGGGAUUCUGCCGUCCCUAUCGCCACCUUAUCCCAAAGAAUAGGUUGA